This is a messenger RNA of Polychytrium aggregatum, 1137 nucleotides long. Its product is annotated as HIT-like domain-containing protein. The record is from RefSeq and is a predicted model, not a curated record. The coding region runs from base 176 to 1075 and encodes 299 amino acids. The transcript has 2 exons. Lineage: Eukaryota; Fungi; Chytridiomycota; Chytridiomycetes; Polychytriales. Gene Ontology annotation, molecular function: catalytic activity.
CCUCGCUCGACCCGGCCGACAUCUGGUUGUCUGGGCCGACUCGCCUUGAAACCGAGCUGGCUACUGGAAGGGAGCGGCAGUUUGGGUUUGCUCGCCGCAUCUUGAUCCCACUCCAUCUCACCGACUGCACGAGGCUCCCGUCGCUGUCGAUCGGUGCAAAGUGAAUCAACUCUGAAUGAACCGACAAACCGGUCCAAGGAACAAAUCGGCUGCCAAGCCAACGGGCCCCAAAUGGCUCCUGCUUGCGCUUCUGGUGCUGCUUCCGCUGCUCCUGAGCAUUCCCAUCGACGGCGUCGUCCGGCAUUUCGCCAGCAUCCCGAACGACACCCAGCCAGCGACGCUCGAGAGUGCCCGGGCUCGGAUUGCUCAGACCGUGAAUCGGUAUUCGCCUGUCUAUCUUCCUCUGUCCCCGCACGAUCUGGGCGUCCUUCAGUCCCUCGCUUGCAUCAACCUUCCGCAGUUCAUCCAGACGUCCUACUGGUGCGAUGGAUUGCUGAAUGCUCGCAACGAAGCAGGCACACCCAACCCAUCGACGCCCGAUACCAUGCACCCUCCCGCCAGCCAGCAUUCCCCCUCAGACGACCAGCAGCAACAGCAACUCCACAGCUGCAUCUUCUGCCAGAUUGCAGAAAAAUCGCCGGAGGGAGGAAACCGCAAGCUGCUCUAUGAGGACGCAGACUUUGUCGCCUUUCACGACAUCAACCCAUCGGCCCAGCAGCACAUCCUGGUGAUUCCUCGCAGCCACAUCGACAACAUUUACAACCUCACUGCCGAAUCGCUGUCUCUGCUCGACAACAUGACCCAGGUCGGCCACACCGUCCUCAACGACCUCGGCGUCAAGCCCGAGGACCGGCAGUUCGGCUUCCAUGUCCCGCCUUUCACAUCCGUUCCACAUCUCCAUAUGCAUGGCUUUGGCAAACCUUUCAAGAACUGGCUGCGGACGAUCAAGUAUCCAAGCUCUUACCACGGCUGUCGCUGGUGGAUCGAUAUGGAGCGCCUGAGGUCGUCCAUCGAACGAGCCAAAGCCCAGAGCCUCCCCGGCACCUGGAGCUGGAGCUGGACCAGCCGGGUCUAAAGGCUUCCGAGACUGUUAUUGGAGAGGAUGCGGUAUCCGAACCUACAAUUGUCGCAAAGUCG